Zea mays is the source of this 738-nucleotide messenger RNA. RefSeq lists its product as uncharacterized. The record is from RefSeq and is a predicted model, not a curated record. The transcript has a single exon. Bases 31 to 549 code for a protein of 172 amino acids. NCBI's taxonomy places the organism in Eukaryota, Viridiplantae, Streptophyta, Magnoliopsida, Poales, Poaceae.
GCCAGCCCUUCGCAGUUACCCUGCUUGCUAAUGCUAGCUAGCUCCAAACAGAUCGAUACACCGGCCCACACGCUUGCUAACGAGACCUCUCCAAUAAUGACAAGGCACGGCGGCAGCGAUAAUGCCGCCUCCCCUUCCAUCAUCAUCCACGCAUCCUCCAUAGCCCUCCUCCGAGAGCGGUUCAGAAACCUGCAGAAGGUGAAGGAGAUGAGACAAGGAAGGGAGCUGCAGAGGCGGGCGCGCACCGCUCACACUACCGACCGCGCCGCCGGUCCGUCGCCGUCGCCGUCGGCUCUCAGCCUCGGCCUCCACGCCGCCAACAGCAGCACCACCCAGCAACCCAGCAGGUGGUUCUUGCACCCGGACUUGGUCCGCCCAUCGAGGCCGCUGCGCGGGCCCGCGUACCACCACCAUGGCCUUAUUAUUGCCGCCAGCGCCGUCCAGCCGCCGCCGCCGCCGAGCUCGUGGGGAGGAACGACGACGACGCAGAAUUAUUCGGGAUACCGGAGUGAUGUCGUAGUAGACGUCGAUACCUCGCUUCAUCUGUAACGUAACCUUCUAUGAUCGAGCACGUACGUACGUACGUACGGCCUCAAUCGAUCGCUGUCGUUCUUUCGUUGUUUUUUUUUUUGUAUGGCGAGCUUGUCAGUUCCGGGCAGUACUUUCUGCGGCCGGCCGGCCUUGUAACUUCUUGGGUAUUCUACUAUAUAAUUGAGGCUUCCCUAGAUAUAUUUAUCA